Molecule: messenger RNA, 3449 nt
Organism: Ailuropoda melanoleuca (giant panda)
Lineage: Eukaryota; Metazoa; Chordata; Mammalia; Carnivora; Ursidae
Product: acyl-CoA synthetase short chain family member 3
Exons: 12
Coding region: 128-1363 (411 amino acids)
Cellular component (GO): mitochondrial matrix
Molecular function (GO): propionate-CoA ligase activity
Source: RefSeq, a predicted model, not a curated record
UAUAUAGAUUCAGUCAGUCUCCAUUGUUCUAACGUAACCUCCUUUGUUCAGUGCAUAUUCCUGUUUACUUCCUGUGUAGGAGACAGUUCCUUUGGCUCCGGGUCGUGACCUUGAUUGGGAUGAAGAGAUGGCCAAAGCACAGUCGCAUGACUGUGUUCCUGUUCUUUCCGAGCACCCGCUGUAUAUUCUUUACACAUCCGGAACGACGGGGCUGCCCAAGGGUGUUGUUAGACCCACCGGGGGAUAUGCUGUGAUGCUAAACUGGACAAUGUCCUCUAUCUAUGGACUUAAACCCGGAGAGGUGUGGUGGGCAGCCUCUGACUUAGGCUGGGUUGUUGGACAUUCCUAUAUCUGUUAUGGACCUCUUCUACAUGGGAACACAACAGUCCUAUAUGAGGGGAAGCCUGUGGGAACACCAGAUGCUGGCGCUUAUUUCCGUGUGCUCGCGGAGCAUGGAGUAGUUGCCUUGUUUACAGCGCCGACUGCAAUUAGAGCCAUCCGUCAACAGGACCCUGGGGCAGCCUUGGGGAAGCAGUACUCUCUGACAAGAUUCAAAACAUUAUUUGUGGCUGGAGAACGAUGUGAUGUGGAGACCCUGGAAUGGUCCAAAAAGGUCUUCAGAGUACCUGUCCUAGACCACUGGUGGCAAACUGAGACUGGAUCCCCAAUUACAGCAUCAUGCAUUGGAUUAGGUAAUUCUAAAACACCACCUCCAGGACAAGCAGGAAAAAGUGUUCCAGGAUACAAUGUUAUGAUUUUGGAUGACAACAUGCAAAAACUGAAGGCCCGAUGUCUAGGAAAUAUUGUGGUAAAGUUGCCAUUACCACCUGGGGCUUUUUCAGGACUCUGGAAGAAUCAGGAGGCAUUCAAGCAUUUAUACUUUGAAAAGUUUCCUGGGUAUUAUGACACCAUGGAUGCUGGUUACAUGGAUGAAGAAGGCUAUUUAUAUGUUAUGUCUCGAGUUGAUGACGUGAUAAAUGUUGCAGGUCACAGGAUUUCUGCAGGUGCUGUUGAAGAGUCAGUCCUUUCCCAUGGCACUGUGGCCGACUGUGCUGUUGUUGGCAAGGAAGAUCCUUUGAAAGGUCAUGUCCCCUUAGCACUCUGCGUGUUGAGAAAAGAUAUAAAUACAACAGAGGAACAAGUCUUGGAAGAAAUUAUAAACCACGUUAGACAGAGCAUUGGCCCUGUGGCUGCUUUUCGAAAUGCAGUGUUUGUCAAACAGUUACCCAAAACGAGGUCUGGCAAAAUUCCCCGGUCAGCUCUGUCUGCCCUUGUCAACGGCAAGCCGUAUAAGAUAACACCUACGAUUGAAGACCCCAGCAUUUUUGGGCACAUAGAAGAAGUGCUGAAGCAGUCAUCAUGACUUUAUUUCCUAAUUUUGAGUCCAUUUGAAUCAAUUUUCUAAUUGGAGUCACAUUUUUGGAAUUAUUUCCCAUAAAUAAAUAUUUAAAUAGAAAUUACCUGCAAACUGAAAUAUGAAUUGUAAAGCUUGGUCUAAAAAACAGUACUUGAGGACUAGUGAAAGACCUAUGCCUUCUGUUUGAUUAGACCCAAUUGCAUCUUUUUCAGUUGCCUAUAACAUGGCUCCUUAUAGGUUGUCUAGCACUUUAAGAAAAAUAUAUCUAAUGUAUGAUUUUUAAAAAUUGAACCCCCCAAGUAUUAUAAUUGAAAGAGACACAUUAAUGUAGAGCUACUUCCUGAAAUGAGAAAUCUGUAGCUUUGACCACAAACCUAAAACUCAAGUUGAAGUCGGAAAAUAAUUAUAAUUUUUCUUACAGAAAUUCUGAAUAUUUUCUAAUAUUCUUGAGAUGUCCCCAUGCAUGGUUAUUUUAAAUGAAAUCGAAUAACAUGGGAGGUCUUAGGUAAUCAUCUAGACCGCUGAUUUUCUAGAUAGGAGGAUCUGUCCCGUCAUACAUUUCCUGAGGGAAGAUUGGAUACCAGAGUAUGGCUCUGCCUUAGGUCAUUUGUACUUAGUCAAGGGAAAUCACAUGCCUGACAGAUCCUAGAGGUCAUUUAAUCCAAUCUCUUUGUCAUGGAGAUGAGAGGUGUUUGGAGUUCCUCCUGUCUCAGGUUCUUAGUUGACCAUAUAGUUAAUGAUUCCAGCUUCCUAUAAAAACAAACAAAUGACACACAAAUGGGGUAAAACUGACAAGGAAAGUUCUUAUGGAAGAAAUGUGAAACUUUAUACAUUGUGCUAGAGACCAGUUUUUAAGAAACCCCAAAUCUAGAUUUUUAUGUGAAAUCUCGAAUUUUUAAACAAUAACUCACUAAAAAAAAUAUUGUAACAUCCAAACACAUCUUUCCAUUUAAUCUUGUAGAAAAUUAUUGAGAAAUUAAGAAAAGUAAUUGAAAACAAGUCUUUGUUACUAAGCUUAUGGUAAUGUGCCAAUUAGCCAGAGUAGCUUGAUACAGAUUGUUAAAUGUGAUUUACUUAGGAUUACUUGGGAUUCUAUAUGAUAUCGGUUAUCAAAGAAUACAUUUAAAUAAAAAAAUAUACCAUGCCCACUGAGUCUUUGAUGGUGCUCAAAGUAUUUCCCAAUCUUUCAGUCCAUUAGGAACAUUACUUCUAAGAGCAGCUGUCCUAACGUAAUAGUCUGGGCACAUGAAAUAUAUGUGAGAGAUAACACGUAAGAGCUUAUUUACUUGUUUGCUUCAUAAAAAUUGCAACCAGUAUAAGACAUUCUGAAAAUGAUAGCUUUUUUUGGACCAUAGGCUGUAUAAAUAAAUGGCUUCUCAAAGGAAAGUCCUAUUUGCUUCAAUCAGCUUCUUGAUUGUUACACCUGAAAAAAUACAGUCAGCUAACCAUUCUUUUUAAUUAUUUUAGCAGCCUGAAUUAAACCAACUAGACAGACAUUCAACUUAUAAUUUGAAGCUGUCAGUUUCUUAAAGUGACUCUUCUAUUGGGUACAUUUUACUCAUAAUCACAACUGUAAUCUUAACGAAUAAUACAUUUUUAAUGUUUAAAAUGUAUUACCUUAUUUUUUCAUAUAAGAUUCAGUUAAUUUGAAAUGGCAAAUCCUUUAGCAGAAUGCAUAUCAUCGUUCAUUUGCAAAAGGUAUAAACAAAGGCAUGUGUGAAGGGUACGUCUGUAGAAUCUCUUGCACAUUUUUCCUGUAAAUCAAUUCUGAAGGGACAUGUUAGCACUCAGGCUUGAGUUAUUUUCCAGUUGAGUGGGAUUGGAAAACAGUGCAUGAGCCUGGACAGGAAGUACUGUUAUUUUCAUGUGACUAAAAGUGGGGCAAGAAAGAUACACUUGAGUUGUUGAUUGCCUAAAAUCUGGGAGGAAAAAAAAAUAAUUUUCUUUUUCAUACUUACCAUAAAGCACUUUCACUAAAUUGUACCUAAAAUAUUCUGGAUUAAAUGUAUAUUUAAAAAUAACAAUACAAUGUUACUAAAAAUAUAAUCUCAUUUAAAUGUGCUGAAAUAAAGUCCACAUGGCCUUCUUUUGA